Drosophila biarmipes is the source of this 1986-nucleotide messenger RNA. Its product is annotated as leucine-rich repeat-containing protein egg-6. Gene Ontology annotation, cellular component: plasma membrane. NCBI's taxonomy places the organism in Eukaryota, Metazoa, Arthropoda, Insecta, Diptera, Drosophilidae. The coding region runs from base 184 to 1554 and encodes 456 amino acids. The record is from RefSeq and is a predicted model, not a curated record. The transcript has 4 exons. Gene Ontology annotation, molecular function: protein binding.
AGUUGUCGUGCUGGACUCGCUGUGUGUUGAACGCUCUGGUUUUCAUUUCGAAUGCGUGGGAUCGGCUCUGCAUAUCGACUUCACUCAAACUAAUCCACUAAUUGCCAUUUUCGGCCACUCAUUCGAUAAUUACUCCCCAUUAUUGCUGUUUGCGAUCAGUCUGCCCGGGAAUUCAGCCCCAGGAUGUGGUUGCUGCUGCUGUUGCUGGCCUUAGUUUCGCCCUCGUGGCAGGAAAACGCCACAGUGAUCACCAGUAGUUAUGUGACCAAGGCGGGAUGUGAGGCCCUGGUCAAGGAGCCGAAUCUCUGCGACUGCCAGGAUCAGGAGAUCAAGUGCGACAACCUCCAGUUGCACAGCGAUAAUGUGAAUUUGUACGGCAUCAGUUGCAGCAUCUUCGAUGCCAGAGGAUAUGGCUACAUUCCACCGCUCCAAGUGGGUAAUAUUGGCUCUCUAAUAGUUCAAAAUUGUGCUAUACCCAAUGCCCAGAGUAUCAAGUACCUGCUGAGUAAGCUGGGUGUAAACAACUACACCGAACUGGAGAUCUUCAACUAUUUUGACCCCAAGAAAACCGAUCGCGGCGAGGUUCUGCAGCAGCACUACACAGAUCACGAGGGUCUCAAGAAGGUGUCCAUCAUUGGUUUCAAAUCCACACUGCCGGAUAAUUUUUUGGAAAACCUUCCCGCUCUCAAGCAGCUCUCCCUGAAAGGAAGCAGUGACUUACCCGGCUCAAUUCUGCACAAUCUCAAGAACCUAACCCAUCUGGAAAUCGUGGUCAAAAACCUGGGCAAGGUGUCUGGUGAUAUAUUCGCCAAGCAGACCAAGCUGAAGCACCUGAUGAUCGAUUGCGAUGCCAAGAAUAGCAGUGUCGAGAUGUCUGCCUUUGGACCCCAGGAACUCUGGCACAUGACCGAUCUUCAGUCGGUUGAGAUCUUCAACUGUGGUGAUAAUGUGCCCACCGAGCUGUUCUGGAUGUCGGAACAGUUGGCCUACAUUGGAAUUAGGAGUAACAUCAGCUAUCUCAGCAAGGACUUCUUCAAGGUGCAGAAGAAACUGCUCACUUUGCGGUUGGAGAGGAACAACAUUGCCCGGCUGCCCGAUCAGCUUUUCAAGAACACUCCUUUGAUUUUGGAAAUACAUCUGGCCUACAACAACUUAGAUCGCAUUCAGAGUGGUCUCUUUGACAAGCUGAAGAACCUGCAGGUGCUGAACCUGGAGCACAAUCCCAUAACCACCAUCGCUCUGAAUGCCUUCACUCCCAUUCCAACGGCGCACAUCUACGUGGGCAAACUCUUCAAGGCGGCGAGAAACAAUGCCGACUGGGCCCGCUCCACGAAUGCCACUAUCUGCGAGGAGGAGUAUAUCUACGGGGUGUGCAUCUACUGCAAGCGAGAUGAGUAUCUGAACCACUUCGCCGACUCGGAGAACUGCAACAAGCCGAAUCCGAAGGCCAAGGAUGUGCUGGCCAAGAAGGCCUACGAGAACCAGCUGAAGGCCAUGCCCACCCACUCCUGGAUAAGGGCCAAGGAAUAUCCCGAGAAGGAAGAACAGCCCUAAGCCCUCAGCCCCAAAACGCUUCACUGCGAUUUUACGCAUCGGUACUAACUAGUUUAUGCAUUUAUGAAUUGUUUAUGUCUUCAACUAUAAUGAGAUUGAAAUAAACUGGAAGUAGAGUAAGCAAGGAGUACAGAGUUUAAUUUUCAUCAAAGCUCUAAGUGGAAAUAAUUACUUAUUGUAUCUCAAUUACACAAAAAGCAAUUCAUUCGGUUUUCCAAUUUUAAAGGAGUAAUAUCAUCUACAAAUACAGAUUGUAAAGUAAGUUUGUAGUAUCUUUAAAUACAUACUUUUAACAAGAUUUUUUAAAAAUAUAAAUACAAAUCUAUUAAUGUAGUUUCAAAUAUAAAUCUACUGUCAUUUUCUAGAAUAAGCAAGCAAUUAUAAUGAUUGAAAUUAACUUUGAAAUAAAUUCAACUUAAAGAUGUUCCCCAA